AUGACCUUGAAGCUCUUCAACCUGUCGGGCGCCAUUUGGACGCAUAGCGAGAAGAACAUUGAUGCAGCAGCGAAGAAACGCUAUGAAGAGCUGCUCAAGCAAGUCGACGCCAAAGGCCCCUUCGACCACGCCAAGGCAAAAGAAGCUGCCUACUUGUCGAUCAAACAGGGGGAGAAAAGAUCCAAGAAUGGGAAGACUUGUGCCGUCGGCGAGGUGAGUGCGGAAGUGGAGGACAAGCGCCUUUUGCGGGGAACUGUGGGCAUUGUCCAUUCUUGGGUGUGGGAGGAAGGGUGGCAGCGUCCAUCGGUGGUCUACUUGAAAUUUGAGGGCGUAAAGUGGCAGCUGGAAGGGGUGUCGGAGCCAGGGGUGUAUCCCAUCGUGGCCCGCACAGCAGACUGGUGGUUGGACAAGGGGCGCAAGACUUUCAGGCGGUUGGAGGCAGAGAACCUGAAAAAGCACAAAUGCUGCGGCUGCAGCACAAUGAAAAUAGCAGAUGCCUUUCCACGAGCGCAGUUGGCGCAGCCAGAAGCAGAUAUGAUGAGGCACUGCCUGAAGUGCUUGCAAGUGAAGAGGGCCGACGGGAUGCAAUGCCGAAAAUGCUUGAUGACCAAGACGCCGGCCAAGUUCACACCGGCUAUGACGACCAUGCCCGCGGCCGGCAUACUUUGCAUUGGUUGCCAGGGCGCGGUGAAGAAGCAGAUCAACCGACAAUGGAAAGGCUUCUUCACAUGCCAAGUCUGCUCCCAAAUUUUCCCAACCGCAGUGGGCGUAGGCAAGGAGCGAAAGCAAGCCUGCUCCAAUUGUGCGUCCAGGGAGGCUGACCGAGAGAAAGGCUGGCAGACCUGCCGAAGAAAGGCGUGCAAGCGAAAAUUUGCAGACGGAUGUUUGAAAGACGGGAAGAGGCAGCGCUAUUGUCCAGAGUGCCGGGCCCGCUAG
Messenger RNA from Durusdinium trenchii, 936 nucleotides. Lineage: Eukaryota; Dinophyceae; Suessiales; Symbiodiniaceae. The record is from the annotation of a GenBank genome assembly.